Saprolegnia parasitica CBS 223.65 is the source of this 963-nucleotide messenger RNA. RefSeq lists its product as hypothetical. The transcript has 6 exons. Lineage: Eukaryota; Oomycota; Saprolegniomycetes; Saprolegniales; Saprolegniaceae. The record is from RefSeq and is a predicted model, not a curated record. The coding region runs from base 1 to 963 and encodes 320 amino acids.
AUGGUCCAACACUUGCUGCAGGAGCAACUCCACGAGCUUCGCCAAGCCGCGACCGAAGACCAGCUCGUAGAGGCGCUCGGUCUCGUGAGCGUCCUUUUAGUGCGCCCGGACGAGCGCGGAACGUUUGGUCAGCUGGAUGGACUCACGACCCUCGUCAAUCACUUGCAGCAGCUAUGUGCAGAGCAAGCGGCAAUGGCGGCGCCAUGGACGUACUCGAAGGCGUUUGGCUUCCACAUCGGUCAAAAGCGCCUUCAUACGAGUGUGCGCUAUCUGCUUCUUACGAUCACACACAUGGCCUUGGACGCGGAUUUGGCCGCCGAGCUCUGCGAUUUGCAUUUGCCCCAAGAGCUCUACGACGAGUUCGUCGCCUCCGAGUGCAUAUCGGAGACCAGCGUCUCUUCAGUGGUGCUGGACGAUGGACACUCGUCACUCGUCGCACUGCCGCAGUCCUGUCGGCUCUUGGCCCUCGAAGCACUGCGAAAUUUGUGCUACACGGAAGCGCUUCAAGCACCGCACCUUACCAACGGUGCGUUGGACGACUUGUGGCGGCAGCUGCUGGAGGCAACGUCACCUGCGACCGAGGUGGCGCUGAUCGCGGACGUAUUUUGCAACCUCUCAGCUCAUGUGCCGCGAGCGCUCCAUGCGGAAAAAGACCGCCUCACAGCGCUCCUAGCUCGCCUCGUCAAUGAAAAGAACGAGCAAGUGCUCAUUGCGCUAAGUGACUUGGCCGUGAACCUCGCUCGCGACAACCACUUCUCGGUCAUCUUCCUUUGUGCGCUAGAAGAAGGAUCGGCUCCUGGUCGACCCAUUCUGUACCUUCGCGACUGGGCAGAGGCGACGACCGACUUGGGACUGCGGUCGAGUCUCGGAGCGCUCACCCACAACUUGGCGUGGAGCGACGUGAGCACAAAAAUCGCUCUUCAAAAGCUCGGAGCAUCGGCUUUCCUAGAAGUGUUUGUGUAG